Molecule: messenger RNA, 1023 nt
Organism: Coregonus sp. 'balchen'
Lineage: Eukaryota; Metazoa; Chordata; Actinopteri; Salmoniformes; Salmonidae
Source: the annotation of a GenBank genome assembly
AUGUACCAGAACAGCACUGUCAUGGUCCAGCGCAGUGAGGCUGCACUCAGCUCUUUUGUGCAGGACUUCCCCACCCUAAGGAAGAUAGCAGAAACCAAAAAGGACAAGCAGAAACCAAAAAGGACAAGGGCAGCACCCUGACCUCUCCCCUCACCUCAGGCACUCCAACAGCAGGAGCCCAGGUCCAGACCCACACAACAGGUCUGUCCUCCCCCCUGCCUGCCUAUGACCACCAGAGCCAAGACCACACUACCAUCAGCCUGCUGAGAGACAGGCUGGCUCUGUUAGAGGUAUGGGUUACUGAGUUAAAGGAGCAGCCCCCCUGCUACACCACCUCCAGCCCAGACACAGAACUUCUACAGGACCAGAUCAACCAGUGCAGGACCCAGCUGAAGAACUCUGUCCAGGAGCUGAGAGAGAGCCUCACCACAGCUCUUGAGGAGGUAAAGGCCACCAUGAGGAGAGAGCUAGUGUGGGUAAAUGAGGAGAUGGCAAAGGAGUUGUCUGUCAUCAAGAGGGUGCUGCAGCAUAGAGAACAGACUGUAGAGACCCCUAGAGAGAAGCUGCAGAAAGUAAACUCUGACAUCACCAGAGGGUGUGGCCUACUCCCGAACGUGCACGUUGCUCACAACAAUCACCCCAUAGCAUCUGCACGACCACUCCCACCUGAGGAAGCAGACAGUAGGGAUGUUUGCUAAGUCUCUAAAAUACAUGGCACUUGGUAGACAAACACCCCAUGCCGCACUGGACAGAGGACCACCCAGAGACCCCUACCAGACCACUGCAACACCAAGGAGCCCCAGGCCCCCUCAACGCCCUACCAGACCCAACGCACCCCACAGGCCCAACCCACCACCAGAGCAUCACCACUUCCAUUGGCCUAGCCAGACUGGACCGGGCCCAGCCUACUACCCCGCACCAGACCACCACCUCUAUCAGACCAGAGAGGAAGCCCCCCGGUCCAGACCUGGCCCCCCUCCACUCCACAGGGCCCAACAGCAGGACCAGCGCACCUACGCGGAG